Molecule: messenger RNA, 2169 nt
Organism: Rotaria sordida
Lineage: Eukaryota; Metazoa; Rotifera; Eurotatoria; Philodinida; Philodinidae
Source: the annotation of a GenBank genome assembly
AUGUCAUCACCUUGCACAGUGAGCACUGAGCAAGUCAAAGCAACACGAGCAUGGGUAGAAGCUUUUUUUAAAGAAUAUGAUUCACCGGAUAUUCAAGGACAUAAAGAAAUAUGUGAUUAUGUAAAAGAAGAGCAUGCUCAAAUACCGAUUAUAAGACAUGACAUUAAUUAUGUACAUGUUUUACCUGAUCGAAUUUAUGUACAAAAGGAUUCAACUGGCAUUGCUACGAAUGAUCCUGAACGAAAAGAAAUUACAGCUAAAUUAUUUUGUGUAUUUUGGAAGAAGAUUAAUGAAGACAAAUUAACAUCAUUAGAUAUUUAUUUUGAUGCAAUUCAUCUUCCCGAAAAUCUUGAAGAAUUGACUCAUUAUCAAGUUCGUCUUCGUCUGUGGACCAGUGCAUCCGAAACAGCAACACCAUGGACUUCGUGGAUUCCAUUUCGAACAUCAAUGUAUAAUUUUCAUCAAUACUUAAUGGACCAUAAUGAUGAAGUUAAUUGGAUUGGUUCAACUCAAAUAUACAUGAAUGAAUUACGAAAAGAAUUCAAUGUUCCAAAUACAAGUCCAAUUCGAUCGGCCACUAUUUUCAUUUCGGGUAUUGGUUAUUAUGAAAUGUAUUUGAAUGGUGAUAAUAUUGAUCCUAGUCGAAAAUUGGAUCCUGGAUGGACCACUUAUCAAAAAAGAACACUCUUCGCUUCUUAUGAUGUGACCUUCAAGAUCAAAGUCGGUAUGAAUGCUGUCGGUGUGAAAUUAGGCAAUGGUUGGUACAGUCAGGAACAAUAUUUGCUACCGUCAAUACCUGAACUUAACUAUGGUCCACCACGUCUGAUGUUUGUUUUACAUAUUAUCUUCGAAAACUCUGAUCAAAUGAACGUUUACAGUGAUCAAACAUGGAAAGGUCGACAAGGAUCGAUUAUUCAUGAUAGUGUUUACAAUGGUGAAACAGUUGAUGCUCGUUAUGAUCGUUCUAACUGGGCACAAGUAGGAUUCAAUGAUUCAUUAUCUCUUUGGAUCACACCAGAAAUCCUUCCAUCGCCGGUGAAUAUCACCGCCAAUGGACAACUAACUCUUCAAGACAUGCCACCGAUUCGAGCGGGACUCGAUGCUCUGCAUUUCGAAGUGGAACAUGGUGUUGAUGAGAAAAAAAGCUAUUUAUCGAAGGAAGAAAUCGGAAACAUUUUUGGUGCCUCAUUGAAAGACGGAGGAAUCUUGAAACCGAUCAGUGUCUCGACACCUUUCUUCAAUGUUCAUACAAUCGAUAUGGGACAAAAUAUGGUCGGUUGGUGUCGAUUCAAAUUCCGUGGGCCACGUGGUGUAGGUAUUCACAUUCGCCAUGCCGAAGUUUUAUCUCAACCGAUCGUCUCCACAGGUCAAUCCGAUGGUGGACUUUAUACGGACAACCUUCGUGGAGCAACUCAAAGUGAUACCUAUAUUCUUAGUGGUGAUCCCAACGGUGAAAUUUAUGAACCACGAUUUACGGUUCAUGGUUUUCGUUACAUAACGGUUUUUGGUUCACCCACUCCAUUAUUGAUCAAUGAUGUCGAAUGUCUCGUUGUUCAUAGUGAAACCACAGUCAAAGGACAUUUCUCUUCCAGUAAUCCUGUGAUCAAUCAAAUUCAACAUAACAUCUUAUGGGGUCAAUUGGGUAACUCAAUGUCGCUACCCACCGACUGUCCACAACGUGAUGAACGUAAAGGAUGGAUGGGUGAUGCUGCUCUAUCAGUCAAUGAAGCUCUGUACAACUUUGAUCUGAUUGAAUUCUAUUUGAACUUUCUCACUUUGAUUAUGGACAUCCAAUUGAAAGCUGGUUUCGUUCCCGAUACUGUUCCACUGACAUUCGGUAUUUAUCCAGCUGACCCUAAUUGGGGCACAGCUUUACCAACCAUUACUUGGCAAUUGUAUCGUCAUUACAAUGACAUUCAAAUUCUUCGAGAUCGUUACGCGUCGAUUCGUGCUUAUGUCGAAUCGGUUCGCGAUGGUUAUCGAAUAACAGGUUUAGCUGAACUGAUCUAUCAUUACGGUGAUUGGGUUCCACCGCCACCGCAACCAAAGACCAACGGUCAUCUCGUUGCUUCAUUCGCGUUUCUUCAUGAUGUUUCAUUAUUGAUCAAUAUAUCUCAAAUCCUUGGUUACAGCAAUGAUACUCAAGCAUACACAGCUUUCUAUCAAUGA